This is a messenger RNA of Schistosoma curassoni, 11614 nucleotides long. The record is from the annotation of a GenBank genome assembly. NCBI's taxonomy places the organism in Eukaryota, Metazoa, Platyhelminthes, Trematoda, Strigeidida, Schistosomatidae.
GUACUACACUGACACAUUGGUCACUGUCAGUGCUAGUGUUAUCAGCGUUUUCUGUUUCAUGAACAUAGAUAUUUGUUUGGAGGAAUUAGUACUGAGCUGCUACAAGAAACAAUAUUACCUGGAAUAAAACCUCACCAUAUUCCGUUCAUAACUAUUUAAGGCUUAGACACGAAAGCACGAAACGGAUUGGGAAUUGAAAUGAAGAGCAAUCGGCAAAUGUUUGCGUUACCUUGACUGGGAGAUUUCUAUGCAUUUCUAUGGCUAAACACAAUAAGGAUGAGUGUUAGUAAAAGGAAGUUCACACAACACAUCAUACCCAACCCUCAAACCUCUAAAUACAAAGAUGGUUCGUCAGUGGGAAAUAAUGAGCUCGCUGAGCAGAUGUGGUGUUCAUCUAUUUCUAUGCCGAUUGACUACGAGGAAUAUGUUACAAAAAAUAAGGCACUCAUUGUUAAUGACCCAUACCGGGAAACUGUACUUUUUCCUCAAGACGAUUUGAAGGUGGUCAGAAUUCCUCAUAUUCAUCGAACGUUGAGCAAUGUUGUCCCUGAGGCUGCACUUAAACAUGAUUUAUUUACUUCAAAUUCAUUGGCACGCCAUGCAGUAUCGUUUUUUGCUACAACUGAAUGGAGCUAUAUUCAACAAACAUCUUCCAUUUAUUGCGGGAAUUUUCUCUCGCUUCCAUUUAAGAAUGAUAUCGAUGAUUUGGGCGGAAAAUUAUCCCAAUAUUGGUUCUCAAUUGAUCAGUCAUUAUCCAAUAAAGACAGUCCCAAUCAUGUUUCAGAUUCCGAUCAUCUAUCAACUAACAUUGGCUCAAAAAUAAGAACAGCUACAGGAUUUCAAGUUCGUAGUCGUCGGUCAGCCACAAGUGGUCUUAUGAGAACUGGUCAAAGUGUUUGUGAAACAGCUACUUCUAGUUCAGAUAAUCGAUUUGCAGGAAGUUUUCAACCUAAAGAUCAUUUGAAAUUGGAAAGAAUCAACUCAGAUACCAGUUUAAUAAAACGUGGCAGUAAAUCAAAGGAUAUAGAAGAGACUGAUGAAAAAUCAAUCAAUGAUAUUACUACAAAUUUGAGUCUUAGUGGGAAACAGUUUGAAAAUGGAAAGUUUUCAUCUACUUAUUUAGAAUGUCAACUUAUGUUAUGUAAUCGUGAAAAAUAUCAAGAUUAUAUUCGUAUUCUAGAAGGUUUACUUUCUUCUGGUAUAAAUAAAAAUGUUAAUAAAACAAAAUCAUUAUUUAAAAAUUAUAUAACAAACUAUUAUUGUUUAAGACAAAUACAAAUUGAAGAGCUAUGUGAUAAUGAUCGACAAAAAACUUCAUUAGAAUCUAUUGGAAUAAUUCGAAAUUUAUUCGUUGGUCUACAUGUUAUAGCACCUUGUGAUUGGCGUGCAUCAAAAGUGUAUUCAUCAUCUUAUGAAAAUGAAAAUAUUAUAUAUUUAGAUACAAUUGAAUCAGCACGUUCAAUUGGUGAUUAUUGGAUUCGUUUAGAAAGAUUAUUGCCAUCUUCAUCAUCAUCAUUGUCACCGAUGCCAUCGUCUUCACCGACAUUAAAUUCUAUCCAACCAUCAUCUAUUAAACAAUCCAAUGAAUUAUCAACACCCAAUAGUUCACUAUUAAAUGAUGAAAUAUUUAUUUAUUUCGACCCUGGAAUGAGUGAUGCAUUGGAGAAACGACAACUAUGGUUGAAUGCAAUAGAGUUAGCUAUAAAAUUGGAACAUCAUAGACGACGUAUAGGUUAUCAUCAUCAAUCAAAUACACAUUUUCACGAGAAUUCAGACUCCACUGGAAGUAAUAAACUAGAUUUAUUUAACAAAUCCAACGAUACAGAUUCAGUACGCAGUGCCUUACAACGGUAUGCUCAAGAAACCGAAUUAUUUGUAAUACGUCAACGUCAAAAAGAUCGAAUCAAAUUAAUCACAUUGUUCCCAGAAGUUCGAAUAAAUCAACAUAAAAUUAAAAUGUCCUACUCACCACAUGAAAAUAAUAAUGUAAUAGUUAGCAAUUUGAAAGAUUCACCAUUUUCACCAUUUCCUGAACGUACAAUUGAAUUAUGUAAUCGACGAUAUUUAGCUACAUGUUUAUGUUUACAUUCAAAAAUUCAAGCUAAUUUGGAAAUUUCAGGGAAUUCAUUAUCUUCCCAUUUAGAGAAUCCAGAACCAUAUUUUGUUACCAUUUUUCUUGUGGAUGUCAAUGAUGGACGUCGUGUUAGUGAAGAUUUCUAUUGGAAUCCUAAUUCAUCAAUUAUUGAUUCUAUGUUACCAACAGAUCAAUUCAAAAGUUUACCAUGGUAUUCAUCUAAUAAUCAAUAUUCUGAAACAACUAAUGAUAAUCAUCAUCAUCAUCAUCAUUCAAUAUCUAAUCAACCAAAUAUUAUUUCAUCACCUAAUCGAAUAACACGUAGACAUGCACCACCACCACCACCACCAAAUAAUAAUCUUAUGUCUCCAUAUGGAACACAAAGUUCUAUUUCAUUAGAUUGUUUGUAUAAGUGUCGUACAGCAUUAUUUUCAAUUCCAUCAUGUUGUCAUGUCAAUAAUUUGUAUAUAGUUGUACGAGUGGAUAAAGUUCUUAGUGGACCAAUGAAUACAGUAAUGGAUAAAUACUUGAAAAAUACUAAUAAUACUAAUGAUAAUAUUAAAACUGGUUCAAGUAUACAAAAAUCAAUGGUGAAUUAUUGUCGUAAUAUUGGUCGUUAUCGUAUGCCAUUUGCAUGGGGUGCAAGACCUGUAAACAGUACAAAUCGUUUUAUUCAUCUAUUCAAAAUGGAUUCUAAUAAGAUCUCUGAACAAGGAUUAAUUCAAUCUGUACAAAUGUUAUCCCAUUUAUCAAUUGAUUAUAAUACAUAUCAUGAUCGGUAUACAGAUGUAACAAGCAUUAUGACUACUACUAAUAAUGAUAAUAGUAGUAUAAAUGAAAGUAAUCAUUAUCAUAUACCAGAAUCUAUAAAUCAUAUGUUAAAAAUAGACUCAAAUAAAUCAAAAUCAUCAAAAUUGAUUAAUAAUAAUAGUUCUUUACUAAAAGAUGUUACAACUUAUUUAACCGAACAAGAUCGACUCUUUAUUGAAACAAUUGAACGUUCUCUUAAAACUCAAAUGUUACCUUUACGAUUUGAAUUCGUGAUGAGUGAACUAAUUGAUCAUACUAUUGAUCCUAAUGCAAAACCUUUAUCACGAGUUAUUGCUUCAAAUCUGGAAACAUACACACCGAAUGUGACAGCUAAUAAUUCUCAUAAUUUCUAUAUACCAUCAACACAUCCAUCGCUUAUGUCAGAUGAAAUUAUACGUGAAGUUGAAAAUCUAUUUGAUUUUUAUUCAACUCUAUCAGGAACAUCGUAUAAUGAUGAUUAUGGAAUUAAUAAUCCAGAUGAUUCUAAUACUCCUUCUCGUACUGGAAGUCUUCAAAGAGGUAGUUAUCGAAUGAAUUCACUUAAUAACAAAAAUAAUAAUAAUAAUAGAGAUUCUAUUCUAUCAACUAAUAGUGUAAAUAGUACAACUAGUUCACUUAAUAUUACAAAUGAUUUACCAAAAUUAUUAAAUAACACACUUCAAAAUCAAUCAAAUUCACUUGAACAAUCUGUUAUUCAAUUUGAACAUGGAACAAGUACACAAUGUUCAACUAUUAAGUUAUUACCAUUCACUUCAUUUUUUAAUACAUUAUAUGUAUGUCCAAAAUCAUUGAAUAUGUCAGGGAAACAUAAUUUUCCAAGGGCUCGGAAUUUAUCAUGUUUCAUUGAAUUACGAAGUAAUGAUAAUUUGGAUAAUUCCACUGCGUUAAAGGUGUUUUACAGUCGUCCAAGUAUUCGUCAACCAAUAUUUGAUUCAUGGUUUAAUACUGCUGUAAUAUAUCAUGAUAAUUAUCCGAAUUUCAGUGAACAAGCUAAAAUCUGUUUACCAUUAAAUUUAACUUCAAAACAUCAUUUACUAUUUCGUUUUUAUCAUGUAAGCUGUGAGACGGCUUCAACAAAUUUAUUAACUUCCAAAGAGAAAUCUAAUAGUAAUAAUACUAAUAAUAAUAAUAGUAGUAGUGGUAGUAGUAAUAAUAAAAAACCUGUUGAAUCAAGUACAGGCUAUUCAUGGAUUCCAAUACUUGGAACAGAUGGAAAUUUAAAUGUUGGCACAUUUCAACUUCGUAUUGCAUCAACUAUUCAUCCGGGUUAUUUACAACAAUCAACUAUACAAAACUUCCGUCAUUCAAAUAUAAAUGACACUAGUGGUGGAAUUAGCUUACCAUUCAAUAUCGGCAAUACAAACUCUACGAAUAAUAAUAAUAGUGGUAAUUCCAAUGAUUUCACUUGGAUUGAUAAUGGGAAAUAUUUAUUUAAAGUUGAUCUGAAACCUUUAUCAUCUAUAUAUACACAUGAUCCAAUAUUGUCAAAAUUCUUUCGUGUUUGUAGUGAUCUACUACCACGAAUGUUGUACUUAUCAUCUACGAAAACAAAUAAUGCAGAUAAACAGAAGCAAAAUCAUGUUACAUUUCGUGAUGAUACUGUUGUAAUACAAUCUAAUAAUAUUGAUUUAUCAUCAUCAUCAUCUUCAUCUUCAAAACGUAUCAGUAUUACAGGGGGUAAUAUUUCUAAUAACAGUAUAUUACAUAAUGCAACAUCAAUUCAUUUACAUUUAUGUAAUGCUAUGAAAGCAUUAUUAUUGAUUAGUCCAACUGCAUUAGUACAAUUUCUACCAGUUAUUCUUAAUCAAUUUAUGGAGAUCAUUAUUCUUAGUGCUGAAACAAGUGAAAAAUGUUUUCAACAACAACAACAACAGCAGCAGCAGCAAAUAGCUCAACUAUCAGAUUCAAUCAACAAAGAUCUUAGUAAUACUGCUGAUACUUCGGAAUAUUUAUGGUUUAGAAGUUUAAAAAAUAAUUAUAAUAAUAUGAUUAGUACAAAUACAACAAAUUAUACUAAUACUACUACUACCACUACUAUUACUAGUAGUAAUAAUAGUACACCGGAUGAUGUAUUGAAAACAGCUAUUAGUACAUUAGCUAUGCUUGUCUCUGAAUUGAAUGCACAAAUUCCAAAUGAUAAUUGUUAUUAUCCAAUCAAGUCAACAAAUGAUACAGCCUAUUUAGAUAGUGCAGUCGAUUCAAACAUACCAAGUGGUGAACGUGUAAAGCACAAUUUAUUGAAAACUUAUGUAGAGUUUGUAUUCAAUCCUGAUCAUUUGUUAACAACAUGUAUAAAUCAUUAUUUAAAUGAGAAUCAACAAAUCAAUAAUGAUCCAAGAAAAGAAGAAAAAGAAGGGAUACAACUCAAUGAAUUAAUACAUCAUAAAAGAUUAAAUCGUUCACCUCCACCACCAUCAUCAUCACCAUCCAUAACAACAACAACAAGAUCUAAUAAAUUAUCAAUAUCACAAUUGACAAUUCAUCAAUAUUUUCCUUUAUCCUCAUUACAUCAUUCUAUUAUUCGUGGUUUAAUUCUACUUUUAUCUGAUAUUCAUUGUCCAAAUAAUAUAUUAAUACAUUUAUUUAAUAAUAUUUGGUUAUUAUUAACAUUAAUAAUUAAAUCAAUGACACAAUAUUUAUGUAUUAGUAAGAAAAUAUGGGCCGAACGAUCAGGUGAAACACGUUUUUCAUCAUUAUUCUGUGAAGAUUUAACUGUAUUUAUUCAAUUGAUUGGAUCACGUUUAUUAUCUACAUCUCUUGGUACUACAAAAACCACAUCAAUAACAUGUAAUCAAUCUAAUAAAACGGAUGAAUUAGAUACUACCACUUAUAAUCAAGUUAUUACAUCACUUAAUGGAUCAUUAACAAAAAUGGAACCAUUCAAUUCUCUAACAAAUUCACAAGCAAGUAAAUAUAUCAAUCAAUCAUUAACACGAAAAACUUCACCUCGUUCUGAAUCUAUUCAACUUAAACAAUAUUCUAACAGUGUUAAAUCUAAUCCACAUCAUACCAAUAAUAAUGUAAUUGAUUUUAAUGGAAUUGAUGUAAUCUCAGCAAUCGGACAAUUUUUAUGUCAUUUAUUCAAUUUAAUGGAUAGAGGUUAUGUUUUUAAACGUGUUCGUGAUUUGUUAAUGUUCCUUGAAAUAUCACCAAGAAUGUCCGCUGAUAAAAUUGAUCAAUUAAAUGAAUUACGAUUUGAAUUAUUACGUUGUAUUUGUGAACAUGAACAUUUUAUUCCAUUGAAUUUACCCAUGUUAAAUAUAUCUGAUGGUUUAAAUGUUGGUCUUGAAUUAUCGUUAACUGAUCAAUUUUGUCAACAACAUUUUCCAAUUGGAAUUCUAUUGAAUCAACUUAGUUGUUUAUUAUCUGGUUGUAUAAAUACUGGAAGUUGGGCAAUACUUAAAUCAACAUCAAGUCAACAUUAUAAACAACCUAUUACAAUAUUACGUAAUCUAUUAAUUAAACAUACACUUGAUCCUCGUUAUCGUAAUUCUAAAGUAAUUCAAGCUAGAAUUUGUACAUUAUAUCUUCCAUUGAUUCGUUUAGUGUUGGAUCAUUGGGAUUCAUUUGGACCUCCAGGUGGUGCUCUACAAACAGCUGUUAUUGCAGCUGCAGUACGUCGAGAUUAUGAAGAAUCUUUACAACUGACUGAUGGUCAUAGUAAUUCUAGUACAUUGAAUACAUCUCGUCGUCAACAUUCUAUUGAUAAAUCAAAUAAAUUAAAUAAAUCCAAUAUUUCAGGUAAUAUAACUAGUCAUAUUAACAGUAUAUCAAAUUAUCGACCACAAAGUAUGCUUAGUGAUUAUUCAUUAGAAACAAUUAAUAAUAACAAUCAAUCACGACAACAACAACAACAGAACACAAUGAAUUCUGACAAUGGAUCAUAUGAUUCUUAUUUAUCCAUAACUAGUAGUAGUCAUUCAUUUUCACAGACUGGUAGUAGUGGUAGAAAAUCUUCUCUAUCAAGUGAUCAAAGUGAUGAUCGGUCAACAAACAGCGGUUCUGCAACUGGCGCUUCUACUACUGCUAAUGCUGCUUAUUUAACUAAAGAUGGCAAAGUACAAAAGCAUAUAUUAGAUCAAAUUGCUGGAGUUAAUCAAGGUGGCGCUCUGCAACGUGUACAAAGAAUACGUCAUCAAGACACUUCAUCUAUACCGCCACCAUCAACAACAAUUAUCACGUCAUCCAUCGAAUCUAAUGCACCAUCGAUAAUAUCUAAUCAAUGUCCACGUUCUCAUUCAAUCCAUUCUGUGGAUAGUGCACAAAGUGGAAAUUGUGUUUUGUCAAGUCAUACAAGUAGUAGUACACUGACAUUAACUGGUCCCGAUGUGGAUAAUAAUAAUAAUAAUAAAGAUCAUAUAAAUGGUCUAAAUGGAGGUAAUCAUAUCGAUGAGAAUGAUGGCAUUAAUAAUUUAACAAGUGAUUACAAGAAUAAUGAAAUCAACCAGAAUCACAAUGAAUUAAAUAACGAUCAAGAUUGGGCAAAACAAGUUCUUACAUUAGCUGGUAUUUAUACAGAUCGUAUUAAUGAUGUAAAAUCAAUGAGUUCAGUGAGUCCACAAUCUGUUAUAUCUAAUCCUUCUAUUGGAAUUCCAUUAGAAAUGAAUGUUUCAGAGAUGGAAAAUUCCGACAAUGUUCAUCAACAUUCUCAUUCUCAUAAUCAUUUACCAUUUUAUCAAAAUAUACGAUCUAAUCAUCAAAAGAUAUUUAUUCCUGAAUUAUUAUUAAUUAAACAACCUAUUAUACGUCCACAUAUUCAUCGUCGUCCAUAUGAAUUAAAUAAUAUCGAUGCACCACGUCGUUUAACUGAUAAUUGUCAACGUGAUUUAUAUAUUUGUAUAUUACAUAUUAUGUCUACUAUAACAUUAGUACAUUUAAAAUGUUUAUUUCAUAGUUUUACUAUACAAGAAAGAUUACAUUUUUUGAAUAUAUUAAAAUUUUCUAUUCAACAUUUACGUUAUCGUGGUAAACAUUGUAUUCAACAAUAUGAACACAUAAGUCACAGUAGUGUUGGACGAACUGGUGGUACUGGUCAUCUCCUUCAUAUGAGCAAUGCACUAGCUAGUAAUGCUGCUUCUCGUAAAAAGAGUAAACAUUUACAAAGUGAUCUGUUAACUAAAAAUGUUAAUGAACUAACCCCUGAAGAAGGACAUGAUAAUAUACCAAAAAUGAAAGUUUUAUUAAAAGCGAAUUUGGCAACUGAGUCAAGCUUGAUCAUCUUAGAUUUGUUGAGUACGUUUACAACAGUUUUUAAAUCAGAAUUGAAUCUAUGUAAACCGAAUGAUCCAGUAUUUUGUUCAAUAAUUGAAACGUAUAUAUGUAUAUUAUCUAAUAAUCCAUCUGAUUAUGUAAUACGUCAUACAUUUUCUGCAUUACGUGUAUUUAUUAAUCAAAAUUCACAGACUCUCUUCUCUGAAUCAACCGAUAUUCUAAGCAUACUUUGUUUAGCUGGUUUAAGAUGUUCUAAUCAAUGUUUUCUUUCAUUAUCAUCGGUUAUCUCUUCUCCAUCAUUACCAGUUUCAUCAAUACCACCACCACCACCACCACCACCACGAACAACAACAACAACUGCAUGCCCUGUCUCCAACUCGACUGAUUCCAAUACUAAUACUCUAUUGGAUAAAAAUUCUCAAAUAUCAUUUCUAACUAAUAAUAUUAAUACAACGUCGUCUGACACAACAGCAUCUAUUAAGUAUAAACCUCCAAUACUAUCUAGAUUGAAAAAUAUUGAAAUUAAUGAUACAAAUCAGAUUAUAUCAAAUACUAGCCAUUUUACCCAUAGUAAUGAUUAUGAUAAUAGUAAUAUGAAUAAUCAAGCAUUGAUAAGUAGACUUUGUCUAGAUGCAUGCGGUUUCUUAUAUCGUUUAUGGAAGUGUAGUUUUGAAACACAUCAACAAGUUGGAUUUCAUCGUGUACAUUUACAGACAAUUAUUGCUAUAUCAAAACUUGUAAGUGAACUAAGUCCCGGUUUUGAAGCAAGUUUAAGUCUUUUGCAUAGUUUAGCACAAACUGAUAUGCAAAGAAUUUCAGAAUCAACUUCGACAAAGUCAUUAACUACAACAGUAACAACAACAUCGUCGUCAUCAUCUGGGAAGUUGUUUUGGACUGAUUCAAAUAUUCGUUUAUUCUUAGAUGAUAUUGACGAUUUAAUUCAUCGUAUAUUAACUGUAUUAACUGCUACUGCUGAAAUGCGUCGACAUUGUGAUGACCCUGAGCGUAUAGUUGACUUACAGUAUGCACUAGCUAAAUCGUACAGUAGUAAUCCAGCAUUAAGACGUACAUGGUUAGAAGAAAUAGUCAAAUUACAUAUGAAUUCAAGAAGUUUCACAGAAUUAGCUAUGACUAAAUUACAUAUUGCUGCAUUAAUGGCUGAAUAUUUAAAAUGUAAAGGUAUUUUAGAUUGUGAAUUUCCUCAAGGAUGUAAUGCAUUCAAAACAAUUUCAUCUAAUAUUUACAUAGAAGAAAAUGGAUUAAAAACAGAUUCUACAGUAUUAGAAAUUUCUUAUACACAAGAGAAUUUAUUAACCGAUCUAAAUGAAGCUGCAUUAGCCUUAGAAUCUGCUGGAUUAUAUGAAUGUAUACAACCUGUGUAUAAUUUAAUUUUACCAGUAUAUGAAUCUAAAUGUCAAUAUAUGAAUUUAGCUCAAAUUUAUCAUCAUAUUGGUCGAACUUAUGAAGCAAUAAAUCGAAUUGAAUCUUAUGGACAUCGAUUAUUUGCCGCAUAUUAUCGUGUUACCUUUCAUGGUCAAUUAUUUGAAUCAAUGGCUGGUAAAUCAUUUAUAUAUCGUUCAAAUCCAUGUCAAAAAUUAAAUGAAAAAUGUGAUGAAUUAUUACAAUUAUAUCGUCAUAAAUAUGGUGAACAAUCAGUGGAAUUAUUAACUGAUAAUUUUAUUAAUCGAUCAAUAUUAGAUCCAAUGAAAGCUUAUGUUCAAAUUACUUAUGUUGAACCAUAUAAAGAAAUAAAAGAUUCUGAUAAAAAACCAUUAAGAUCUUAUGAAAAACAUCAUGAUGUACGACAAUUUAUGUUUGAAGCACCAUUUCUAAGACAACCAGGUUUAUCGACGGAAGAAUGCCUAUUAGCACCAGGUCCAAAACAAAGUGAUGAUUUAACUAUUCAAUGGAAACGUCGUACAAUAUUAACUACUGAAGCAACAUUCCCGCAUAUACGUCGUCGACUUGAAAUUAUACAAGUAACAGAGAUUGAUUUCACUCCAAUCGAUUCAGCGAUAGAUGCUAUACAAUGUAAAAAUCAGGAAUUAAUGAGCCAUGUAAUAACUCUACGUAAUAAUUUGACCAUUUACCAUUAUUCAGCUAAUCCAACAUUGAAUGAAGAUAAACGUAUCUCUAUCAAUAUGCUUAAUUUGCAUUCACCUGUUGUAAUAACAAAUACUUCUUCAAACAUUCCUAAUGUCAUAACAACAACAACUGCUACUACUACUACUAAUACUAUUAAUAGUAGUAUUAAUGGAAAUCAUUCAAAAAUAUCUACUUAUAAAAUACCAUUAUUAAUGGAUAUGCAAUUACAAGGUGCAUUAUUACCUACAGUGAAUGCUGGUCCAAUGGCUUAUGCUCAAGCAUUUUUAAAACUGGAAAAUCAAUCAUUUUAUCCUAUCAGUAAAGUUAAUCGAUUGAAAGAGUUAUUUUUUGAUUUCUUAUCAACUUGUCUGGUACUUCUUACAUAUUAUUACAAUCUAAUGUCAAGUGUACAUGAAGCAAAAUAUCGUGCUAUGCGUGAUGCAUUAGAUCGUUAUCGAGUUGAUUUAAGUAAUUUAUUAAAAGAAGAAAUUAUUGUUAAUGAAAAAGAAUUAAGAAUUGGACCGAAAUCUUCAUCCUCUUCAUCAUCAUCUCCAACAACAUCGUCUUCAUUCACAAUGAAUCAUAUUCAUUGAAUUAAGCAACUACAUUAAACUCGAUUUCGUUUUUUGAUCAUCUCUCUCUCUCUCUUUCAUCUUUAUCCCAUGAAUAGUAUAUUUGUGUAUACAGUGAUAGGGUCAUUGUUCCAUUAGCGUUUUGUUUUUUUUGUGUGGAGCAAAUGAGUUUUCUACGGGAUAGAGUUGCUAACCUUCCUCCUUUUAUCCAAACUUGGAAUCGGUAUGAACUCGAGAAGAACUACACAGAUAGAGUUACAUUGUUCAUUAAUCCAACUUAAUUCUAUUCAAUGAUCAUCUGUAUUAUCGGUUUACAUUUCUUAUCAUAUAAAUUCAAUAGAAAAAUAAACAUUCCAAUUAUAAUUCACAUAUCGUUGUAAUAUGUAUACACAUAAUGGUAUAUACUACUGAUAUCCAUCGACAUAUAUGAGUAGUAUAUUAACAUCAAACAGAAAUAGCUUGUUUAAUCUGGAAAUUGUGUUGUUCUUCAUUGUACCUAGCAACAAAUGAUAGGAGUCUUCUUUUUGAAUGCUCUACUGAAUACCUUUAUUGUUGGUUUUUUUUUUGAAAACACACAAUGUAUUAUGUAACUUGAAUUAAAUGUAUUUAUGAUUUAUGAUUAUAGAUGAUUAUCAAUAAUGAGUAUUUAUUCAAAUGCAUUUCUAUGCCAGUUAUUUUGAUCCCUUCUCCUAUUUUUUCUUCUUCUUCUUCUUCUGAUUAUUAUGAUCAAUCAUAAUAUUGUACACUAUUUACUUUCACAUAAUAGAUGUGGAUGGAUAGUUUUUUUUUUGUUACCAAGUUGUAUGUAUUAUGGAUAAUUAUUUUGUAAAAUAAUAACAUAAUAUAGUAAUGAUUAUACUAU